AUGCAGUCGGCGCAGCUUCUUCACAAGCUGGAGACUGGACAGGCAGACAUCGUAGACUUCACCCAGCACCUCUCAGCCAAAGCGAAGCAAGUGGCAUGGCAAGCCGCACUGCAGUCCGUCGCCGACUUGAGGCAGGUGGGCCUGCUGCCAGACACCAUCGUCUUUAACGUCGCCGGCCGCGCCUGUGCGGGCGGCACCCAGCGCCACCGCCAGGCAGCACCUGGUUCUUGGACUCAUGCCCUUCACCUCCUGCACACGGAGCUGCCCAUGCAGCGAUUGGAGCCUGAUGCAGUCAGCUUCGGCACGGCGACGUCGGCACUCCGGACCGGAGGCCGGGCCGAUGAGGCCUCGCGCUACCUCGCCGAUCUCGCAGCGGCCUCCCUUCGCCCGGGGCUGACGUCGCACAACACCGUCAUCAGUGCUUAUGCAGAGCGAGGUCGCUGGCAAGAUGCCAUUCGCCAGUCUGAGCUUGCGACAGAAUCUGGGCUGACCAGCGACGAGUUCACGUGCACGUCUGUGAUCAAUGCCUGUCGGCAGGAGCCGCAGGCGUGGCUUCUCAGCUGCUGCUUCUUGGAGCAGUACGUGGGCAUCCAGGCUUCCCUGGGCGACGAGGAGUGGAGCGAAGCCGUGUUCAAUGCGGCCCUGUCUUCGUGCGGGGCGAGCGGCUGGGCCUUUGCCCUUUGCACCGCGACGAGGCUGAAGCAGCGAGCCAGGCGCCUCGGCGCCGCCUCCCUGGCAACCCUCGUCUCGACCCGCGGUUGGGCGCACGCCUUGGAGGAGCUGCACGGAUGCACCGGGAGGAUUGGGGACUUCAUCGGACUUGUCCAGGCACUGGGCAGAGCCAGCGAGCAGGGUCCUUCGCAUGCAGCGAACCUGCUGCGCCAACUUCCAGAGAUGCGCGCUCAUCUUCACCCGGCUUUGUGGGGGACCGCCUUGGGAGCGUGCGGCCAGAAGGGUGCUUGGGAUUUAGCGCUGGUCUUGCUGGGCGACAUGUCGCAGCGCGCGCUGCAGCACGACGCCGAGUGCCUGGCUUCUGCGCUGGAUGCGUCCGACGCAGCGGGGACCUGGGGCACUGCUUUGCAGCUGCUGGACGACCUCCUGGAGGGAGCUGCUGCCGGUACCAAGCCAGGAGGUUCGGAGGACUUGCUCUGCGCCACCGGCCUCAGCGCUUGCGCUCAAAGCAGCUGGCGCCUGGCCCCUGAGCUGCUACGCCAGGCCACCAAGUCAGGCCUACGACCCUCAAGCCUGAGCUGGUGUGCGAUGCUCCCGCCCUUGGAUGUCGAUUCCUGGGCCUGCGCCCUGGAGGUUCUGGCAGGUGUCGGCGAGCAGUCCGUGCCCAUCACCAGCUCGCUCUUGGGCGCGGUGGUGAACUCACUGAAGCCCUGGAGCACUGAGUGGAGGCUAGCAUCAGGCCUCUUGCAGUGGGCUACUGCGUGGCACGUGCAGACUCAUGUCGGAUGCCAUAACGCAGCCACCGGCCUUUUCGCUUCCGCCUCCGCUUGGGCAGCUGCUGUGCAGCAGCUUGACAACAUGCACUGGUCGUGGUGCCACCUCGAUCGCAUCAGCGUUCAAGCCUCCCUGGCUGCAUGCCUUGCUGGCUUGCGAUGGAGGCCAGCCUUGAGCGUGUUAAGCCACGGGGACAUCUCCGGCCAGGAGGUCAACAUCGCUGCCCAGGUCAUGGCCCAGGCUGCCCAGUGGUUCUCAGCCCUCUCACUUCUGAGAAGCGCAAGAGGACGAGGUCUGGUGCCAGACACCACAUCACUCCCCGGGCUGGCCACGGCGAUGCAACAGGCCAAGCCUGACACACCGCUGUGGCAGGCCGGCCUCGCGCAGCUCCUCGACGCCCGGAGCCGGCGCCAGGUGGUCGGAACCGACACCUACCAGGCCAUCAUCGUGAGCAGCUUCUGA
Symbiodinium natans is the source of this 1908-nucleotide messenger RNA. The record is from the annotation of a GenBank genome assembly. NCBI's taxonomy places the organism in Eukaryota, Dinophyceae, Suessiales, Symbiodiniaceae.